AUGAUCGCAGUGAGUAUACUGCAUGCAUUGUUGUGGAUUGAUGAUGGCAGUGAGGAUACUGCUAUGGUGGCUGCUAACUCAUUGUCUACAGCAGAGAUUGCAAUGAACAUAAAUAAGAUUUUAUUCCCUCAUUUUGGUAUUAUUAAUACCAUUGAUGAUAAAAUUGUCACGUCUAGUCAAUGUUGUCUUCACUACAAGUUGUAG
Echinococcus granulosus is the source of this 204-nucleotide messenger RNA. RefSeq lists its product as hypothetical. Bases 1 to 204 code for a protein of 67 amino acids. The transcript is spliced from 2 exons. The record is from RefSeq and is a predicted model, not a curated record. NCBI's taxonomy places the organism in Eukaryota, Metazoa, Platyhelminthes, Cestoda, Cyclophyllidea, Taeniidae.